Messenger RNA from Debaryomyces fabryi, 2898 nucleotides. RefSeq names its product Bro1p (gene BRO1). Gene Ontology annotation, molecular function: protein binding. The coding region runs from base 1 to 2898 and encodes 965 amino acids. Gene Ontology annotation, cellular component: endosome. Gene Ontology annotation, biological process: protein transport to vacuole involved in ubiquitin-dependent protein catabolic process via the multivesicular body sorting pathway. The record is from RefSeq and is a predicted model, not a curated record. Lineage: Eukaryota; Fungi; Ascomycota; Pichiomycetes; Serinales; Debaryomycetaceae. The transcript has a single exon.
AUGAAGACAUAUCUUUUUUCAAUACCAACUAAAAAGUCAGAAGAAACCAGUUGGACUAAACCAUUGAACAAUUACUUAUUGUCUAUUUAUGGAAAUACCACUGAAUAUCAGCAAGACUUAGAGAAGUUUGACAAAUUAAGACAAGAUAUAAGAGGGGUUAGUGCUGAUAAUACAGGUAUCAAGCUAUACUAUAAUUAUUACAGUCAAUUGGAAUUAUUGGACUUGAGGUUUCCAUUCUCUACUGUUAAUAGACAUAAGAAGCUCAACUUUUCGUGGUACGAUGCAUUCCAGCCAUCAGUUGUACAUAAACAAACAGCAUUAGCAUUUGAGAAAGCCUGUGUUUUGUUCAACUUAGGAGCCUUAUUAUCUAGGUAUGCUGGUGCAAAAUACGAGGAGGCACAACGCAAUAGUUCGUCUGCAGCAGCAGAUGACACCAUCAAAGAAUCAUUACAGAUCCUACAACAGACCGCCGGUAUAUACCAAUUUUUAAACGAGAAUUUUUUGCAUGCUCCAUCGAAUGACCUACACCAGGGUAGUGUCAAAUUUCUUGAAAAGUUGAUGUUGGCGCAAGCACAAGAGGUGUUUGUGUUGAAGGUGAUUAGUGGCGAUUUAGAACAAAAUAAAAAUUCUUUGAUUGCCAAGUUGUGCCAGGGUACUACAAACCAUUACACCGAGUGUUUCAAUAUGGUGAGCAACACGAACAAGUCAGCAGGUAUCGGACGGUCGCAAGAUGAAUUUGCAGUUAUUGAUACGAACGAAAAUAUAGAUGACAUUCUUGGAGAAGAGGAAGAAGAAGAUGAUACGACCGAGAAAGAUGGUGAACCACAAGUCACAGCGAACAUAGACGCCUCUUGGAUUGCAGUUAUUCACUUCAAAGUUCAGUUUUAUGAAGCAUUGUCUUAUUACUUUAAUGGAUUGCAGUUAGAGAAGAAUAGCAAAUAUGGGGAUUCAAUUGCUUAUUUAACAAAAUCUCAAAAUAUCUUAAAUGAAAUAUCUAGUAACACGUUGAAAGCGAUUUCUAAAUCGGGCUCAAAUGAUUCCUAUGAACUUUUAGAUAAUUAUAAAUAUCAAAAGGAUGCAGUCGGAAUCAAGUUGACCGACAUGAAUAAAGAUAAUGAUUUUAUUUAUCAUGAUAUAAUCCCCUCUUUGAUAACAUUACCGGAAAUAAAGCCAAUGGAUGGUGUCAAAACUAUCCCUAUCAAUAAUAGUAAGCUUUUCAAUGAUUUGAAUGAAUAUAACUACAGUAACUUUUUUAGUAAUGUUGUGCCGAUAAAUAUUCAUGAAUUGUUAAGUUUUUAUUCCGAAGAGAAAUCUCAAUUCUUAAGAAAUGAACUUGACUUGGUUGAUGUCUCAAAUGAGGAACUGGCUUCUAUAUUGGAAUAUUUAAAAAUGCCAAAGUCAUUAGUCAACCUAAAGGAAAUUAUGAAUAGCAGCAAGCAAGUUGAUGCUAUGUCAGCAUCUCUGGGAACUAACAUAAGCCCAGAAGUCAGAAAUAUUGUCAAUGAAAUUUCCUCAAAAUAUGAUGCAGAUACGUCCAACAAAGAUCAUAUUUCUGCUAUUAGGAAAGAGAUAUAUAAUACAAUUACUGAAAGUGAAUCAAGUUUAUCAGGCAAAUUUUCAGAAUCUUUGAUUAAGUAUAAAGACGACUUAGUGAGGUUAAAGAAAUCAUUGGUUGAUGCUAGUAACUCUGAUAACAAUUUAUUUGGACUUAUAAAUAACGACAAUUCGCAUUUAUACAGUAUUUUAGGUAAAGGAGCUGAUUCUCCAGAGUUUAAAAUGCUUUUCAACGUUGAUAAUUCUAAGAAACAAUCGAAGAGUGUGGAAAAUGAAAUAAGUUUAUUAGACAUCGAUGAUUCUCAAUUAUCAGGCUCAGCAAAUUCUUCGGAUUCUAUUGAUAGCAAAAUCAAAUCCAUAGAAGAUAUAUUACAUGACUUGAAUUCGAUAAAAAGUAACAAAUCAAAAUUGGUUGACACGUUGAAGAAAGAAAUACAUAACGACGAUAUUUCUGAUAUUUUAAUCUUGAAUAGUAAGGUCAAAUCAACUAAUGAGAUAAAGACAGUAAUCUUCCCAGAAGAAUUGAAGAAAUUUGAACCGUAUGGAAAAGAACUAGACAAGCUAAUUGAACAAGAAAAAACGUUUAUUAAUGAGUUGAAGAGCCAGUGGGCCAAUUUGUCGGAAGAUUCCAAAGUCAAGGAGAUUCAGUCAUCCAAGCAAUUUCAAAACAAUCUAAUUAAACACCAAACUGACAAAAUUAUACAAUUCUAUAGUCAAAACUGGAAAAAGUAUAACUUGGGAUUAAGCGCAGGGGUGGACUUCUACAACAAGCUUUUGAACUACGCCAGACUGCUUAAGCAAAAUAUUGUUACAGCAGUGGAUACAUCAUCCCAAUCUACUUUACAUGAGAAUUUCAGCAACAUGAAUUUGGGCCCACAACAACUGGGACUUCAAGCUCCACCUCGUGCUAGCCAGUCGUAUAGGCCCUCAUAUAUUGAUCAGCCGGGACCAUCACAAUAUAGCACCGGGAACUUUUCGUGUAAUUACCCUUCAUCAACACGCAAUCUUCCAUCCCAAUACUCCCAGCCUUCGUUACAUAGGUCUUCUACAGGUGGAAGUUUUGCCAGCAACCACUCCAACGAAAGCCCCGGCUCCUAUUCAAGACCACCUCCAGCCCUUCCACCAAAGAGACCAUCUUACUCGUCGCAACCUGCACCAAAUGCGCCUUCACAAGCCCCAUACACCCAAUUUCAGCCUCCAGCCUCUAAUCCCACUGGUAACUUUUCGUCACCUUCAAAUCCGUCAAAUGUUUCCCAACAACCGGAUUCUAGCUCCAACGAUCUUAUCUACAAUCAACCGUCGACAUAUCAGCCAAAUAUGUACAAUUUCUUUUCAAGUAACUAG